Molecule: messenger RNA, 745 nt
Organism: Teleopsis dalmanni
Lineage: Eukaryota; Metazoa; Arthropoda; Insecta; Diptera; Diopsidae
Exons: 4
Coding region: 85-687 (200 amino acids)
Source: RefSeq, a predicted model, not a curated record
UCUCAAAAUAGUAAUACGUAAAGUACUGGUAUUAUUCGGAUUGUUUUUUUCUCUAAACUAUUACGUGCGCAUAGUUUUUCCAAAAUGCCAAAAAGGGGGCCAAAGGGUAAGGUUAGAAUUAUAAAAGUUCCCGUACCAAUAGAUGUGGAGGAGAACUCCAAUGAUGAUGAUGAUGUCUUGGAAUUGGUUGAUAGUAAAAAGUUGAUGGACCAAAUUCGUGCAAGGCGUUAUGAUUUGGGCUUAAAUACACUCACAACUGAAGCGUGUAUAAUUUUGGCAAAGCACAUCGAUGAAUAUCUUCAAUUUGUUUUGAAGGAAUCGUUGAAGCUAGAAAAACAACGUAAAAUAUCAAUUGAGGAUGAGUCGCUGCGCACAAGAUAUAAUGAAGUUAGAGGGAAGCUAAUGUUUAUGGAUGGCGUACUUAAAACAAAAAAGAAACCCAAACCAGUUAAUAAAAUACAAAGAGGGUUCCAAGAGAAAACAAAUAUAAGGCUGACAAAUGAAGCAAUACGAAGGGCUAUAAGAGACCAUAAAAAGUCUUCCACAGGUUGUGACACACAGCCGAUUGGAGUAGCUGAUAUGCUCUCAUUUUUGGAAAGCGAUCCUUAUAACUUACAUAGAAAGACUUUAGCAAAAGUAUAUGUCAAUACCAAUCAACGCAAAAAUGGAAACGAUUUGAAGGAUUAACCAUUUAUUUCGCUCCUUAUGAUAUAUAGAUGUUAAUAUAUGUUUGUUAUCAAAUAAA